Molecule: messenger RNA, 1118 nt
Organism: Humulus lupulus (European hop)
Lineage: Eukaryota; Viridiplantae; Streptophyta; Magnoliopsida; Rosales; Cannabaceae
Exons: 1
Coding region: 49-924 (291 amino acids)
Cellular component (GO): plasma membrane
Molecular function (GO): protein phosphatase 1 binding; protein phosphatase regulator activity
Source: RefSeq, a predicted model, not a curated record
CUUUUUCUAAAAAAAAAAAUAAAUAAAUAAUAUUUAUAUGAUGAUUAUAUGAACAUGCAGAUUGUCGAUUUGUUGAUUGGUGAUGAUGCCGAAGCUGCUGAGAUAAUAAACACUAAUCCUAUAAACACAAGUGGAUUCACACCUAGAGAUAUUCUAGAUCUUAUUCUUCAAAACGGCACCAGUAAUGGACUAAACGACAUCAAAAUGAUCGAAACAUUUCAAAAGGCAGGAGCACUCAAGUCCAAAGACCUCCAACAAAACCCUAAUAAAAAACCUCAAACAAACCAUAAUACUAAUACUAAUACUCGCAAGUGUUCCUCUUUUAGAUUUAUUAUACACCUUUGGGGAGAACUAACGAAAGAAAUCGAAGAGUCCUCCAUCGAAACCCAAAACGCACUUAUGGUCGUUGCCGUUUUGAUAGCAACCAUGACCUACCAAGCCAUACUAAGCCCUCCCAGUGGCUUCUCCUCAUCAAUUGAUCAGUCCGCGAACCACUACUCCAAACACGACGCCGUUUCCACCAAGAAAGCCAUUAAUGUUGGAGAAGGAGAAGCGGUCAUGGCGAGUGACCCCCACGUGUUUGUUAUAUUUACGGUGUUUAAUGCCAUUGGGUUUUUUGCUUCUCUUGGGAUGAUUUCUGUGCUCACAAGUGGGUUUCCUCUAAGGGCUGGGCUGAGACUCGCUAUACUUUCCAUGGUUGCCACUUAUGUUAUAGCAGUUUUCUAUGAGGCUCCCACGAAGAUGAGGACAGUUUUUGUUGUGCUGUGGUUGAUGGGACUUGUUGUUCUUUUUGAGCUUGGGAGGUUCGCCUUUUGGUUUCUCAGAAAAUGUGGAGUUGUGAAAUUUAAAACUGGAUUAAGAAGAAGAAGAAGAGCUUUAGCUGAUCAUCAUGUUGAACAAAAUGAUCAUGAGUUGGACUUUUGAAACCUUGUAAAUUUAAUGUCUUUUUCUUUUUGCCAUUUAAAUGGCUUUUAAUUUGAGAAUAAUAAAUAAAUAUGUUGCUCAUCAUGAGGUAGUAUGUAAUAAAAUAAUUGCGAUUGGUUGAAAUAAUCCACCACAUGUCAUUGGGGAUAAUGUUUGGUACAUAUAACAAUCAAGUUAUGUGUAGAGAAGUAUUG